GAAUGAGGACGUCCACAUUAUAAUUUCCAUACGCCCUUUGUUUCCCGUAAAAAUUAGAUCCGAUUCAUAGUUGUCACCUCCAUGACGACAGCGAGCUUCUCUUCUCUUCUCUGCUGCCCUACACAACUGAAAACGCAAUGAAUAUGCUGGUUUAGGGUUUUCCAAUCAAAACUCAAACGAACCCAUGAAGCUUCACAAGGACUACUAUGGCUACUACUAUCCCAACCAGUCUCAGAGAGCCGCUUUAGCUGGCCUUUUGGUGGUCCUCUUUCCGGCCUUCUUCCCAAAUCUCUUCGGCCCAUUAGGCCGUGCCUCUCCUUCCAUCUUCUCAGAGUGGAAUGCUCCAAAGGCCAGACAUUUGCAUCUUCUAAAUCCAGCUUUACUUCUCCAAUCUUCUGUUGAGCAACAGAGCAAGCUAUGGUCUCCACUGCCCAACCAAGGAUGGAAACAUUGUCUUGAAGAGCCUAAAAGUCUAUCAUUGACACCAAAAGGAUCUACUGGGUAUAUUCAGGUGUUCCUUGAUGGAGGCUUGAACCAGCAGAAAAUGGGGAUUUGUGAUGCAGUUGCUGUUGCCAAAAUUUUGAAAGCCACGUUGGUUGUUCCACACCUUGAAGUUAAUCCUGUGUGGCAAGAUUCGAGUUCCUUUGAGGAAAUUUUUGAUUUGGAUCACUUUAUUGAAGUCCUACGCGAUGAAGUUUCUAUAGUUAAAGACCUGCCUAGUGAAUUUUCUUGGAGCACUAGGGAGUAUUAUGCUACUGGCAUUCGGAUUACUAGAAUAAAAACAGCACCUGUCCAUGCUUCUUCUGAUUGGUAUCUGGAAAAUGUCUUGCCCGUAUUGCAGAGAUACGGAGUUGCUGCUAUUUCCCCAUUUUCUCAUCGUUUGACUUUUGAGAACUUACCCAAAAACAUCCAGCGCCUCCGUUGUAAAGUCAACUUUCAAGCUUUAGCCUUUGUUCCUCAUAUCAGGGAAUUGGGAGAAACCCUUGUUAAUCGUCUCCGCUACCCUCCUAAUAGAAACCAAGGCGCAGCAAGUGACUCACAGGACGGAACAAAUCAAAUUGAGAAACAGGGAGCUGGGAAAUUUGUUGUUUUGCAUCUUCGCUUUGAUAAAGAUAUGGCUGCUCAUUCAGCCUGUGAUUUUGGUGGUGGUAAAGCUGAGAAACUCGCCCUUGCAAAAUAUCGGCAAGUAAUUUGGCAGGGUAGGGUUCUAAAAUCUCAGUUUACAGAUGAGGAGUUGAGAAAUCAGGGGCGUUGCCCAUUGACUCCUGAAGAGAUUGGGUUGCUCCUAGCAGCUUUGGGCUUCAACAAUAGUACCCGGCUCUAUCUUGCUUCUCACAUGGUUUAUGGCGGAGAAGCAAGGAUCUCAACUUUGAGAAGAUUAUUUCCACUAAUGGAAGACAAGAAGAGUCUUGCCUCUGCAGAGGAAAGGGCCAAAGUUGAAGGCAAGGCUUCUCUUUUAGCCGCAGUUGACUAUUAUGUGAGCAUGCAAAGUGACAUCUUCAUCUCUGCUUCUCCCGGGAAUAUGCACAAUGCACUGGUCAGUCAUCGCGCUUACAUGAACUUGAAGACUAUUAGACCAAGCAUGUCAUUGUUGGGAAAGCUUUUCGUGAAUAAGAGCAUGGAAUGGUCAGAAUUCCAACAUGCUGUUCUGGAUGGGCAUAAAAGUAGACAAGGGCAGAUUAGGUUGAGGAAGGAGAAGCAGUCCAUAUAUACAUAUCCUGCUCCUGAUUGCAUGUGUCGAGCUUAAUUGAAAUCAAUUUCGGAGGCUGUGGUUUUGCUUUGAACGUCUGUCAUUAUUGGCAAGUAAUUUUUGUAGGUCAGCUACUUAUGAGUAUUGGAGUUAUCCAGUCUCAUUGCUGUAUAGGCUUCAUUUGAGCUCGUAAGUGUAUAGUCUGCUUUCAACGCAUAUCAGGACAAGCAUUGAUUCUCACCAACAGAAUGACAAACCCACACUUAUCCU
Messenger RNA from Prunus mume (Japanese apricot), 1960 nucleotides. Its product is annotated as O-fucosyltransferase 31-like. The record is from RefSeq and is a predicted model, not a curated record. NCBI's taxonomy places the organism in Eukaryota, Viridiplantae, Streptophyta, Magnoliopsida, Rosales, Rosaceae.